UCCAUCACCGUUGCGUGGCGCUAGUGAGUAAACCGAAGAGAUGAUGAAGAUGAUGGACCGUCGGCUUUCUCCCGAAUAGCAAAGCGGCUUUACAACUUUUCACUUUUUCCUUUAGUAUUUUAUAUUCAUUCUGAGACAGUUAGCGAGGCUUUAGAUCAAUCUGAGCGUUAAAACUCGAACUGUAACGCUCACAUUAAACACGGCUUUAAUGGUAAUGCAUGCACGGAAACAGCCGAGACUCACUGAUGGGUGUAACGAGCGAAGGGAUUAUCAGUCUUACCAGACCCUCAAGUACCAAUCCAAAAGUCAUUCUGCAAAUGAGCACCGUCAUGACAAGCUCCACAACUCAUCGGACCAAACCCCACCAAGCAAGAUGCUGCGGCGCUCCGACAGUCCGGACAGCAAGCGAGGUGAUGGAGACGGGAGAACCCCUCACGCACACCGACCCAAAGAGAGCAGCACCAGCUCUUCUCCACAUGACAACUCUGUCAAUCACGGCCACCACAGCGCCAACUCUCAUGCACUUCCACCCAAAGGUGCAGAAAUGCGUGAUCCGUCUGACGACUGGUCCGAACACAUCAGCUCGUCAGGAAAGAAAUACUACUACAACUGCAGAACAGAGGUGUCGCAGUGGGAGAAGCCCAAGGACUGGCUGGAGAGGGAGCAGCGACAGAAAGACACCUCUAAGGCCGUUGUGGUCAACAGUUUUCCCAAAGACAGAGAUUACAGACAGGAAGCCAUGCAGGCGGCCGCUGCCAGCGCAGUCACUGCUAUGAAGCCCGCUCCGGCUGAGAAGGCGUCGUCUCAUUGCGCUUUCACUCAGGCGUCCUGCAGCACCUCCGGUGGCUCGAACGUCUCGAGCGCUCCCAGUUCGUCCACGUCGUCUUUGUCUCACUCCUCGGCUCUCCUGCAGGACCCGGCUCUCCUCCGGCAGCUCCUCCCGGCUCUCCAAGCCACGCUGCACAUCAACAACUCCAGCGUGGAUAUGGCCAAGAUCAACGAGGUCCUCACAGCUGCUGUCACCCAAGCUUCCUUACAGUCUAUGCUUCAUAAACUUCUCACUGCUGGACCGUCUGCUUUCAACAUCACUGCUCUGCUUUCCCAAGCCGCUCAGUUGUCCACACAAGCUCAGCAGCCGAGCCAGUCGCCCGUAUCCGUAACUCCAGAUGCCUCGUCGCCCAAGUCCUGCCUCGUGUCUCCCCGAGUGAGCACGCCUCAGACGAACAGCAUGGCCUCGAAGCCUCUCCCGAACUCCAGCUCCUUGCCCGCUCAAAUCAAGGUCAGUGACUCGGCGGUGAAAUCGGUGCUCCAGCAUUCCUCGGACAAAGUGUCAGACGUCGAGGACCCGAGGCUACAAAGACAAAACCAAGGGCCUCAGAGUUCAGGGCCAAACGGGUGCCUGGUGAGUAACAGCGCACCUGCGUGUCCUCCAACCACCUUCAGCCCGUCACUAGCACUGCACUUCAACGAGAAUCUCAUCCGACACGUUCAGAGCUGGCCUUCGGAUCACGUAGAGAAGCAGGCGGCGAGGUUACGUGAGGAGGUCCACAACAUGGGCAGCAUGAACAUGUCUGAGAUCUGUGUGGAGCUGAAAAAGCUGCGCUCUCUGGUGCGAGUGUGUGAGAUCCAGGCCACGCUGAGAGAGCAAAGGAUCCUCUUCUUGAGACAAGAGAUCAAGGAGCUUGAGAAACUGAAGAACCAGAACUCCUUCAUGGUUUGAGAAGAAGCCGUGAUGUCGGUUUAAAGCAGAUGGGACUCAGCAGCUGGCUGCCUUUUUCUGAACCGUGGACCUACAGACUGGACUGCACUGGACUGGACUGGGCUUCUCUCCAAAGCUGGAGAACCAAAAAAAAAAAAAAAGAAAAGAAAAUAAAAAGCUCCCCAAUGGUCACGCUGUUUGUUACACAAAGCCCCAAGGUUCAUUCAUAGAUUCGUUGUUGUACAUACACCUCUAUAUUGAAGAGCAACACACACACACACACACACACACACAAUAGGUCAGCAUGUGGGGAAGGUUCCGGAUCAAAACGGUUUAUUUAGGGUGAUUUAGGAAACAUCUGAGAAGGAACUCUUGGAUAAACUGUGUUAUUAUUUUGCUCCGUAACUUUUGGUUCGCUCACAGGCUCGUCGUUUAGGAUUUUUACAGUCUGCUUUCACAAAGAGCUCGCAUCCGUCGUGGAGACAGUCCGGAUAGAUCUGUCCUAAAUAAACCAAGCCGUUUAUCUGGUCAGAGAGGAUCCUGUCUGAUUACUUGUCAUGUUUAAUGUGCUGCAGUAUGGCCUUGAUGUUUUCUACUAAAAUGUUUUUUUUUGUUUUUUUGUUUUUUUUAUUAAAAGUGUAAUAGGUCAUCUGAGGUCAAAACUUUCCCUUGCGACAUGCUUUUAGAGAAACGUCUGUACACCCUGAAAUUUUCCACACGUUCAGGCGUUCGUUAUGAUUUACGACAGCAUUUGCACUAACUGAUUUGAUAUGAACCCACUUUGUGUAUCGAUCUUUAACCCAACUUAUCCGCUGUAAGUACUUAACGAGGCUCAAUCCAUUAAACCUCAUUUUGCCUCUGU
Messenger RNA from Tachysurus vachellii, 2561 nucleotides. It is a transcript of the gene wacb, whose product is annotated as WW domain containing adaptor with coiled-coil b. Gene Ontology annotation, molecular function: chromatin binding; RNA polymerase II complex binding. NCBI's taxonomy places the organism in Eukaryota, Metazoa, Chordata, Actinopteri, Siluriformes, Bagridae. The transcript has 13 exons. The coding region runs from base 209 to 1720 and encodes 503 amino acids. The record is from RefSeq and is a predicted model, not a curated record. Gene Ontology annotation, cellular component: nucleus. Gene Ontology annotation, biological process: positive regulation of TORC1 signaling; regulation of autophagy.